Pipistrellus kuhlii (Kuhl's pipistrelle) is the source of this 2344-nucleotide messenger RNA. It is a transcript of the gene SCARB1, whose product is annotated as scavenger receptor class B member 1. Gene Ontology annotation, biological process: cholesterol import; plasma lipoprotein particle clearance; cholesterol efflux. NCBI's taxonomy places the organism in Eukaryota, Metazoa, Chordata, Mammalia, Chiroptera, Vespertilionidae. Gene Ontology annotation, molecular function: scavenger receptor activity; low-density lipoprotein particle binding; lipid binding. The transcript is spliced from 12 exons. Gene Ontology annotation, cellular component: cytoplasm; caveola. Bases 258 to 1805 code for a protein of 515 amino acids. The record is from RefSeq and is a predicted model, not a curated record.
UAAAGCGCGGCCACCUGCCCGGCCGCUCCUCCCGCCGCCGCCUGUGCCCUCUGCGCCCGGACCGCUGCCCGGACCGCUGCCCGGACCAGAGCCCGGAGCCCGGACCGGAGCCCGGACCGCUGCCCGGACCGGAGCCCGGACCGGAGCCCCGGGCGCAGACCCGAGCAUCUGCCGGGACCCGGAGCCCGGAGCCCGCUGCCCGGACCGGAGCCCCGACCCGAGCCCGGGGCGCACACGGAGCCGCGUGGCGGGCGGACAUGGGCGGCCGCACCCGGGCGGGCUGGGCGGCCGCGGCGCUGGGCGGCCUCGGGCUGCUGUGCGCGCUGCUGGGUGCCGUGAUGAUCGUGGCGGUGCCGCCCUUCAUGCGGCAGCAGGUCCUCAAGAACGUGCGCAUCGACCCCAGCAGCCUGACCUUCAAAGUGUGGAAGGACCUGCCGGUGCCCUUCUACCUCUCCAUCUACCUGUUCGACGUGCUCAACCCCAAGGAGGUGCUGGUGGGCCGCCAGCCGCAGGUGCGGGAGCUCGGGCCCUACGUGUACAGGGAGUUCCGGCACAAGAGCAACAUCACCUUCAACGACAACGACACCGUGUCCUUCCGGGAGUACCGCCACUUCCAGUUCCAGCCGCACAUGUCCCGCGGCUCGGAGAGCGACUACGUCAGCAUGCCCAACGUCCUGAUGAUGAGCUCGGCCAUGAUGGCGGAGAAGAAGUCGAUGGCGCUGAAGAUGCUGAUGACCUUGGGCUUCUCCAGCCUGGGCCAGCAUGCCUUCAUGAACCGCACGGUGGGCGAGGUCAUUUGGGGCUACAGCGACCCCCUCAUCAGCCUCAUCAACCACAUCCUGCCGGGCAUGCUGCCGCUCAAGGACAAGUUCGGGCUGUUCGCGGAGUUUAACAACUCCGACUCCGGGCUCUUCACCGUGUUCACCGGCGUCAAAGACUUCAGCCGCGUCCACCUCGUGGACAAGUGGAACGGGAUCAGCAAGGUCAACUACUGGCACUCGGACCAGUGUAACAUGAUCAACGGCACGUCCGGGCAGAUGUGGGCGCCGUUCAUGACUCCCAAGACGGACGUGGAGUUCUUCAGCCCCGAGGCCUGCCGGUCCAUGAAGCUCAUCUACCAGGAGGCCGGGGCGUACGAGGGCAUCCCCACCUUCCGCUUCAAGGCCCCCGACACCCUGUUUGCCAACGGGUCCGUCUACCCGCCCAACGAGGGCUUCUGCCCGUGCCUGAAGAAUGGCAUCCAGAACGUCAGCACCUGCAAGUUCAACGCGCCCCUGUUCAUCUCGCACCCGCACUUCUACAAUGCGGACCCCUCCCUGGCCGAGGCCGUGCAGGGCCUGCACCCCAGCGAGAAGGAGCACUCCCUGUUCCUGGACGUGCACCCGGUCACGGGGAUCCCCAUGAACUGCUCGGUGAAGCUGCAGGUCAGCCUGUACAUGAAGGCCAUCCAGGGCAUCGGGCAGACCAGGCAGAUCGCGCCCGUGGUGAUGCCCCUGGUGUGGUUCGAGGAGAGAGGGUCCAUGGAGGGCGAGCCGCUGCAGGCGUUCUACCGGCAGCUGGUGCUGUUGCCCAAGGCGCUGCACUACGGCCAGUUCGUGCUCCUGGCGCUCGGCGGCCUCCUGCUGCUGGUCCCCAUCGUCUACCAGAUCCGCACCCAGGGUCCCCGAGACACGGAGAGCCAGCCCAGCCCCGGGGACACCGAGAGCCAGCCCAGCCCCGCGGCCCCGCCGGCCUGGCUGCCCAGCCCCCGCGCCCCCCUUCUCCAGGCGCCCCUCGGCGGGCAGCCGGCCGGCCCCGGCGCCUAGUGCACACGUGUGACCGAGCCCUGCGCCCCACCUCAUGGACACCUAACGUCCGUGUGCACAGCGCGUCACACACACUCAGGGACGGGAUGCCGCCGAGGGACGCCCAGAGCAGCUCACCAGCAGAACCUCCUGUUCUGGAACCUUCUCUCCAAGGCAGCCGUGGGCGUGUGGGCGGGCCCGUCAGCCUCGGGGCCACGGCCCCUGAGCCCGCCCACAGGCCCGCGUGGCGGCUCCCGGCGGACGGGGCUCCUCGCACACUUCUGGUGCCAAAGCCGGUGGAAGGGCCGCGGGCACAGCCUCCCCCGGCCUCCGAGCCCCUCCCCGGUGAGACGAGUGGAGCUGCGAUCCUGAGCCGGCCCUGGGGGUGGCCCUGCCAGCCGCCCACCAGGGCCCAUCUUGGGGCCGGCCCUGGGGGGGGGCCGGGGGCCUGUCCGCUCGGCUCCCCCCUGCCCCCACGGCCUCUCUUUUCUACGGGAAGAAAAAUGAGCUUUGUCGUCUUUUUAAAAGAACCCGCCGAUGAAGUAAUAAACCUUUUAAAA